This is a messenger RNA of Manis javanica (Malayan pangolin), 2297 nucleotides long. The record is from RefSeq and is a predicted model, not a curated record. NCBI's taxonomy places the organism in Eukaryota, Metazoa, Chordata, Mammalia, Pholidota, Manidae.
AUGCCGCGCCGCCUGCCGGGCCUGCUGCUGCUCUGGCCGCUGCUGCUGCUGCUGCUGCUGCUGCCGGCCGCCGCCCCGGGGCCGCUGGCCCGCCCGGGCUCGCGCAGGUUGGGGCACCGCGGCCCCGGGGGCAGCCCCGGCCGCAGCCCCGCUCCGGCCGCCCCGACCCGCGCGCCUUUUUCAGGGGUCGGCCGGCCCGGCGGGGCCCGCGGCGCAGGUUUUUGCAAGAGCAGACCCUUGGACUUGGUGUUUAUCAUCGAUAGCUCUCGUAGUGUACGACCCCUGGAAUUCACCAAAGUGAAAACCUUUGUCUCCCGGAUAAUUGACACCCUGGACAUUGGGGCGGCAGACACACGGGUGGCAGUGGUGAACUAUGCCAGCACUGUGAAGAUUGAGUUCCACCUCCAGGCCCACUCAGAUAAGCAGUCCCUGAAACAGGCUGUGGCAAGGAUCACACCAUUGUCUACAGGAACCAUGUCGGGUCUGGCCAUCCAGACAGCGAUGGAUGAAGCCUUCACCAUGGAGGCUGGAGCUCGGGGGCCCACUUUCAACAUCCCUAAGGUGGCUAUCAUUGUGACAGAUGGGAGGCCCCAGGACCAGGUGAACGAAGUGGCAGCUCGGGCCCGAGCAUCUGGCAUUGAGCUCUAUGCUGUGGGAGUGGACCGGGCAGACAUGGAGUCCCUCAAGUUGAUUGCCAGUGAGCCCCUAGAUGAGCAUGUUUUCUACGUGGAGACCUAUGGGGUCAUUGAGAAACUUUCCUCUAGAUUCCAGGAAACCUUUUGCGCUCUGGACCCAUGUAUGCUUGGCACACACCACUGCCAGCACGUGUGUGUCAGUGAUGGGGAAGGCAAGCACCACUGUGAGUGUAGUCAAGGAUAUUCCUUAAAUGCUGAUAAGAAGACAUGUUCAGCUAUCGAUAAGUGCGCUCUUAACACUCAUGGAUGUGAGCACAUGUGCGUGAACGACAGGACUGGCUCUUAUCACUGUGAGUGCUACGAAGGUUAUACCUUGAAUGCUGACAGGAAAACGUGUUCAGCUCAAGACACAUGUGCUCUUGGUACACACGGCUGUCAACACAUUUGUGUCAAUGACAGAGCUGGGUCCCAUCACUGUGAAUGCUAUGAAGGGUACACUCUGAAUGCAGAUAAUAAAACCUGUUCAGUUCGUAACAAGUGUACCCUGGGCUCUCACGGCUGCCAGCACAUUUGUGUGAGUGAUGGGGCAGCGUCCUACCACUGUGAUUGUUACCCUGGCUAUACCUUGAAUGAAGACAAGAAGACAUGUUCAGCCAUUGAAGAAGCACGAAGACUCAUCUCUACAGAAGAUGUUUGUGGAUGUGGAGCCACACUGGCAUUCCAAGAUAAGGUCAGCUCAUAUCUGCGGAGACUGAACACCAAACUUGAUGACAUUCUGGAGAAGCUGCAAGCAAAUGAACAUGGACAAAUACAUCGUUAAAUUGUCCAAAUUUUUCACCUGGAAAUAUGGAGGGCGUGGUGUGCUUUAUACUUUUGCAUAUUCCAAUGUUCCAGCAAAUAAUUUGCUGUGACAAAUGCUUGACUAUUACUGGAUAAGUAGUAUAAGGAUCUUCUAGAGAAUCAAUACAAUUUUUUAAAGGAAACAAAUGUCCAGAUCCUUUUUAAGAGCAAACUUUACUGUCUCUAAGCUAAGACUGUGAAAUUAUUGGUAGGAAAUAGAAUGAAGUUUGUUAUUCCUUCAUUUACUAAUUGAGCCAUUUAAUUUUUAAAUGUUUAUGUUAGCAAGAUAACCAUACUUACAAUGGGAAUUUUUGACCUAUUUUCUUUUGAAAGUAUUUAUAGUAUAAACCAGUCUUAUUACUGAGAGUAUAAAUUAUACAAAGUACACAUAAAAAAGUUCAUAUAAUUGAGGUGACUAUAAUUUAGAACUGUUUAACACUUCUUAUUUUUUGCUAGAUUAUUACCGAAGCUGUGGUCAGAGGAUUGUAAUACACAUAUCUAAAAAUAAUUAACACAGAUCAAGUGAAUAUUACAUGCCAUUUAAAGACUUCAGUUGUGAAUUAAGUGUUAUAACUUUUUAUUAAGGGCAAAAAACCCAAAAUUUAUUUUACCUUAGGAUCGAAUCAAACUGCUGUAACAAGUAGCAAAACCUAAUGUUCUCUUUAAAUGUUUGUGAUAAGCCUAUUUUUCACUUACAUGAUUUGACACGUAAAAUUUUUCUCAGCUUUAAAGCUUAUAACUUUUAGAGAAAAGUCCUUUAAAUUGUGUACUAUUCAAUUCUUUUUUGGUUUAUAUUGUCUUUAAUAUAAUAAAAAGAUUAUC